CAGACUUCUGUUGGGCAGCUGUUGGAAAUGAACUGAAGGAGUGUGAGCCGUCAGAGCGGAGUCAGUGCAGCUCAGUCAGUCCGCGGAGAGGACACAGCUGCUCGGUCAAAUACCCUUUUACGCACCGGGGAACUACCUGGAAACGCAAGUGUUGGCACUGUGACAACAAGGAACCAGCCGUGUCCCUCUCUAAAUCCUGCUGGAAUAUUCUGCUUGAUUUUUGCCGACACAAUUUGAAAUUACUAGUUAAAACCCGGAGUGCAUCUCUCCAGCAGAAUGAAGGGAUUUAUUCUUGUGGCGCUUCUUGUCGCCACCGUCUCAGCGACCAAGUUAAACGUACCGCGACUGAGACUGUCAUACAAAGACCUGCUGUCCACCAACAGGUCAUCUAUCUUCAGCGGUCACCACGGCCAGCUCUCUCUUACCACCGUCUUCCUCGAUGAGUACCGGGACCGCCUCUUCCUAGGAGGGAAAGACAUCCUGUACUCUCUCCUGCUGGGACCCACCAGCAGCGAGUCCAAAGAGAUUUACUGGCCCCCGUUACCCGGCAAUAGAGAGGAAUGCAUUCAGACGGGAAAGGAACCGCAGACCGAGUGUGCCAACUUUGUUCGCCUGCUGCAGCCCUACAACCGCACCCACCUCCUGGCCUGUGGCACCGGGGCCUUCCAGCCCAUGUGUGCCUUCAUCAACGUGGGGCACAGAGGAGAGCAUGUGUUCACCAUGGAUCCUAUGAAUGUGGAGAAUGGACGAGGGAAGGUUCCACAUGACCCCAGUUACCCCUUCGCUAGCACCUUCAGUGGUGGGGAGCUGUAUACUGCACUGACGGCAGACUUUCUGGGUAGGGACUCUGUGAUCUUCAGGAGUAUGGGAGGUCGCUCCACCAUGAGGACAGAGACUGACCAGAAACUUCUCCACGACCCUAAGUUCAUCGCUGCGCACCUCAUCCCAGACAAUGAUGACAGAGACAACGACAAAGUGUAUUUCUUCUUCACUGAGAAGGCCACGGAGGCAGGGGACAGGGAGGGGGCCAUACACACACGUAUUGGACGAGUGUGUGCGAACGAUGUUGGAGGUCAGAGAGUGCUAGUGAACAAGUGGAGUACCUUCGUAAAAGCCAGACUGGUCUGCUCUGUCCCGGGACCUCACGGCAUCGACACACACUUCAACCAGCUGGAGGAUGUUUUCUUGCUGAGGACCAAGGAUGAGAGGAACCCAGAUGUAUAUGCAAUCUUCAGCACCAUCAGUAAUGUAUUCCAGGGUUUUGCCGUGUGUGUGUACCGAAUGGCUGACAUCAGAGAAGCCUUCAACGGACCCUUUGCCCAUAAAGAGGGCCCUGACUAUCAGUGGGGGGCCUAUGAAGGCAGGGUCCCUUAUCCAAGACCAGGCGUGUGCCCUAGUAAAAUCACCAACCAGCCUGGCAGAGAGUUUGGCAGCACGAAGGACUUCCCCGAUUCAGUGCUGCAGUUUGCCCGCAGCCACCCAUUGAUGUGGCGACCGGUGUUUCCCGCUCUGCGUCAGCCUGUGCUCGUAAAGGCCAACUUGCCUUACAAGCUGAAACAAAUCGUGGUUGACCGGGUCGAGGCGGAGGACGGGCAGUAUGACGUAAUGUUCAUUGGCACAGACGUUGGCACAGUAUUAAAGGUCAUUGCCCUACACAGUGGGAACAGCCUGGAGACAGAGGAGGUCACACUGGAGGAGCUACAAGUCUUUAAAGUGCCAACUCCAAUAACAUCGAUGGACAUAUCCGUGAAAAGGCAAGCCCUGUAUGUGGGCUCCCCAGCAGGCGUAGCGCAGGUGAAGCUGCACCGCUGUGAGACUUAUGGGAAUGCCUGUGCCGAGUGCUGCCUGGCCAGAGACCCUUACUGCGCCUGGGACGGAUCAGUGUGUGCCCGCUACACGCCCAACAGCAAACGGCGCUACCGCAGACAGGACAUCAGGCACGGAAACCCCGUGCUGCAGUGUGUGGAUCAGAAUCUGAGUGAAGACCUUGACGUGACAGAAGACAGAGUGGUGUAUGGGACCGAGAACAACAGCACCUUCCUGGAGUGUGUCCCUCGCUCUCCACAGGCCACAGUUAGCUGGCUUGUCCAACGUGAUGACCGCAAGGAGGAGGUAAAGCUGGAUGACCGUGUGAUGUCUACAGAGCAGGGCCUCCUGUUUCGUCGCCUCUCCCGCCAGGACGAAGGCGUGUACAUCUGCCGCUCCACAGAGCACGGCUUCACACAGACCCUGGCCCGCCUCAGCCUCGAAGUCCUCCAGGGGGACACUGUAGAUGAGCUCAUGGCACGAGACAACGCCGGCCUCUCUGAUGCGUACAAAGACCGGUCCACAGGAAGCUACCGAGCAUGGAUGCCUUGUAGCACAUACAGCAGGGGCGGCUCAUCAAGCCAAAUCGGCCAAUCGCGUACAUGGUUCAAGGAUAUCAUGCAGCUGAUUGGGCCGUCCAACCUGCCCCACGUUGAGGAGUACUGUGAGAGGAUGUGGUGCAACGACAAGCUGAGGAGGAAACACAAAAGCAUGCUGGAGAAAAACCGCCAAGCGCAGGAGAGCGCCAGGAAGGCUCGUAGCAAGAGCUCCGGCGAACGCAACCGGACGCCGAGGGAUCUUAGCGCAUGGGAGGAGUAACUGAAAGAAAGUGAGCGGGGCAUAAAGUAGGAGAAAAUGAAAGACAAAAAAAGGGACAAAGAUUGCAGCAAAGGACAGGAUAAAAUGGGCAGCAAAAAGGCUGCUAUUUGUGGAAACUCUAGCACUGAGAUUUGUAUUGUAACGACUCGGAAGUGUUUGGUUUUCUGGAAUGAUGGCACAAAAAGAGACUGUUACUGAACAGGUUGUUAUUGUGAAGAGGAGUGGAUGUUUUUUUAAAUCUUGAUAUCCAUGGACUUCUCCUGCUUUCACAAGUUUGCCCUUGUAUACUUUCAUGCUUUGAAAUGACAGCUUUCAUUUUAUCAAGUCAAAUAAGACUUUCGCAAAGACAGACAACGCAUGCCUUUGGAGCAACUCUCUGAUGAUUUGUGUUAGAUCUUGGCGAAGUGCUUCAAAAGAGAGGAACAUUUACAUACUUUGCAUGCUUGGAGUAUAGCAAGCCUGUCAAGGUCAGCUCUGAGACACAGACACAUACACUUAUUUUCCAUUUGUUGUUUUCGCAUUUCUCACAAGGCAAUCACUGGAUUCAUCUCUUUCUCAAUUGGUAUUUAAGUGAACACGUUUCUUGCCCUGCUCUGCACUUGGCUUUUUAAAAAUGAAAUAUUCAUGUGUGACUUCAGCCAAGAAAUAACUUGGUUUGCAGUGUAUUAGUUGCAGCUAAUGCUCCCAGGGUAAGACAUCUGCCGCCUUUUAAAUGCAAUGUAUGGUAUGGCUCGACUUGCUUUGACUGUUCUUUUUUAUUGUGGCAAAAGUUGUGGAUAGCACCUGGUACUGUUUUUGGUUGCGCCUUGGUUGAGGGUCCAAGUGAACUGAACCAAUAUUAGAAGGCGAAGUUAAGUCAUUAGUUUGGUUUCAUUUAAAAUGUGUUCCUUUGUUUGGUUGCCAAUCGAUCCAGCAAGAGUGGAACAAAGCACUAUUUCGCGUUGAAGAAGAGGUUGCGAUCAUUUGAGGAACAGAAAAUUGAGAAAAGCAUCCAUUACCAAACAUGAGUCAAGUCGAGCCAAACCAUGCAGUUCAAAUUAGGCAUUUCUGUAUCUGAUCUCUCCACUGUACAUGCACACACACACAAACACACUCUUACAUAAACGGAAAGCCCACUCACCCAUCACACUGAAUGCAUAAGCUCAACUAGCUCAAACUGGAAGCUACCAUGAGACGACUGUUGAUGGUUCAACAGAUUAAAGGCACAUUGCUUUAUUUUUAGUGUUGCGGGUUGAACUUUCCAUUAAAACCAGCUACAGAUCAAGAUUCCUCCCUCACGACCCUUAAAGGGAUAUUUCACAGCGGUAUACUUUCACGCUUUUGGGCACAUACCAUAACACCUACUGGAAUGUACCUAAUGGCCACAGUCGAUCGCUGAUAGUUGCUUCCCUGGGAUUACUUAUAGAUUGAACCUCAGCUCAAUGAAACUCAAUUGGGAUUUAAACACCAAUUUAGAGUGCACACAUUAUUGUUCAAAAUGUUAUGUCUUGAGUAAGUGUCAUUUUCAAAUAUCUUUUUCAAAAGACGGACCUCUUUGUCCUAGCCUCACCUCACACUUCCAUCAUCCCCUAAACUCAUUUUCUCACAGUUCCUCUGUAUGCUGUAGCUCGCUACUGACAAAAGAGGGAACAAAAGAAGGGGUCAGCUCUAAUGGCUGACUCCUUGUGCUUUCUGCUUUGUAAACACUGGUUUUAUGACGGUUCAUGGUUUGAACACAUGAUACUCCACAUUGUUAUUCACUUCAGGUUUUGUUGUUAAAAUAAAAUAUACUGUAACUUUGACCGUAAUUGAAUUUUUUUUCACAAGGGACAGGGCCAUGGAGUUAGGGUUAGGGUUAGCAUGGAAUUAACUCUAAUUUGUAAAAAAAAAAAGAGAAGAGAACAUGUACAGUAAAGACAGGUCGCAAGAUUAUAAGAUAAAUGCCAAGCUUCAAUUUCAGUAAGGGCUGUGUGUACUGAAGAAGACUGAAAUACAUUUUAAGAGUUAAUUUCAAAACUAUCACCCAUGUAACAAUUAUAAUAUAUUAAUGGCGGCUUUGCAGGUGCAUCACACAUUGAGCAGCCCCUCCUGGCCACAUCGAUGAGGGCGAGUGGAGAGUUGUGAGAAUGAUGGGUUGGAUAUAGUUCACAGAACAAACAAAGUGUGUCUGUAAUAUGUCUUUGGUUCAAAGUUGCCAGAUGAUACCUUGGAACUUUGUCCCAAUACAAGUUGAUGUACGUAAGCAAUCAAAGCUGAUAUUAUCCACAUUUAUACUUUGAUUAAUCAAAUGUUGGCUGUCAAGCGGUGAAGUAAGCAGUUUCCAAAGUAUGAACUGGAUAAACGUAAGCAUUCUUAAAGGAUCUGUUGAAAGACAUAUAAAGAAACACAAACAGAUGUUCACAAAAAGCUGAGAAGAACGGAGAACCUACACCAAUAUGUCCGCUGGAGGGUAACGUCCCUGUAAUGUGUACAUAUUAAAGAUCGCAUAGAUAUCCUGGGAGCCCUCUCACUGUUUAAAAUGAUCCAGGAAACAACAUUAACACCAGUGAACUCGGUGACCCUUUGUAACCUUCAUGGCGUGUGAAUGGCUCCUGAGAGACAAAUAAAAGGGAGAGUCGGUAAUUGAAAAGAACAAAGGGGAGAGAUCUUCAAAAAGUAAGGUACUUUGAGCAUCUUGUGAAGGCAUUAUUUGCCUUUAUAAAAUACUAUUACCUUUUUAAAGCCUGUUUCAAAAACAUUCAUCAGUAUAAAGUGAGUAUUUAAGAACAAAAUCCCCAGUUUGUACAGCACUCUUAAACACACAUUUUACUCUAGCAACGUUUAUUUUCCUAGUUAGAGGAUUGGGAGACCGGCUAUUAGAGUCCACUUAUGGUGUUUCCUUUACAAAUAUUGCUUCUGAUGUAUAUCUAUACUGGGGGAUAAAAAGUGAUAGAGGGAGAGGAGCAUGGUUUGCACGGAACCAAGAGACAGUUAGCACGGUAACAAGAGAUACAAAUGUGUUUUAUGUUGUAGAUAACCUUCUUGAAAGUUUGUUUUCUAAUAAAAUUGUCACUUAAGUUUAGAUUUCAGUCUUGUCAUGAUUUUGGUGAAAAGAGCUACACAAUUAUUUUGUCUGUUCUGCUCUUGUCUAUAACAAAUAUGUUUUUGAUGUGGUGGCAUCAUUGUGACGACCCCUGCUUUACUCCUCCCUGUUGUGUGUGGGGGGGGGUGUACCUUUUGCUCACGUGGGCCCAUGUUGACCCUGCAUUACUGUCAUCAGGAAUUAAAAACAGUUUAAGGUAUUACUUGUGUUACUAUGAUUGCAAACUAAAUGUGCAAUUGUAUAAAAAUACAAUUUUCCAUUUUCAGCAAAUGACAUGAAGGAACCACCAAAAUAAAGGCUGACACCACUUUUGCUGCAAAGUGAUUUGAUAGUUAAAGUGACACAAAGAUCAUACUAAAGGUUCAUUAGUAUUUAUGUUUUCUUGCGAGGUAUGGAAUUUUUAGUUGCUGACCAAAAACAACUGGUCUAUGUUUAAAACACCCAUUGUAAAUCCUUCAAAUAUAUUAGUUGUUGUACAAUUGUACAAAGUUUGAUGUGGUAUUUAAUCUCAAACAUGUUUUUUAAACUCUUGAACUGUCCAACCAUCUAGCUAGUUCAGUGUAGUUUAAUACUUUUUACAUUUUAUUUCAAACACAUGUUAAACUUGCAGCACCUUUACUUUUUAAAUAUUCAACUGUUGUAUUUUACAGUGUUGUAGAGAGAACACUUGAUGGGUUUAUAAUUUGACAAAAACUCGACUAUGGUCAAUACAUUGUGAUAAGUGGUCACCUGUGGGCACCUGUCAAACUUCACCAGGUGAUUUCACUAAUUACUGAUUGUCUGCACUUCGCUACAUGAAGCAGAUACAUAUAUUUCGUCUGGUUCGCUUUGUGAAAGCAGAUACUGCAGCAAACACAUUUAGGAAAUACAUCUUAUCUAUCUCAGGACUAUGACAUCCAAGAACUUGGAGGGUCAGCUGUCCAAUAGGCACAAUAAAGCCAUCAUGAACUCAACACACAUGGGUUUCCUACUUACUGAACAUACAGGCAACAACACUCUCAGUGUCCCUUUUAUUGUACUGUAAAAUUGUGCUGGUUUUGGCGUCUAUGACUUUGAAACAAUAUUUAUGUUUUAUUUAAGUGUCUUUGUACCAUGCAUGCUAUGUACUUGUAUGCUUUUUAACAGCAUUAAAAGUUGAUUUUCUAA
Trematomus bernacchii (emerald rockcod) is the source of this 6832-nucleotide messenger RNA. RefSeq names its product sema domain, immunoglobulin domain (Ig), short basic domain, secreted, (semaphorin) 3bl (gene sema3g). Lineage: Eukaryota; Metazoa; Chordata; Actinopteri; Perciformes; Nototheniidae. Gene Ontology annotation, biological process: positive regulation of cell migration; negative regulation of axon extension involved in axon guidance; negative chemotaxis. Gene Ontology annotation, molecular function: semaphorin receptor binding; chemorepellent activity. The record is from RefSeq and is a predicted model, not a curated record. Bases 277 to 2625 code for a protein of 782 amino acids. The transcript is spliced from 16 exons.